AUGGAGCUGCUAUGCAUGGAUCUCCAAUCUCACUUGUGUCGAUGUAUGGAGGCUAUUGACGGAAGGGCGCGUUUUCUCGUUGACCGAUGGAUGCGUGGAAACGAUGAGGGUGGCGGUAUCUCUUGUGUACUUCAAGAAGGGGAUGUCUUCGAAAAAGCUGCUAUCAAUAUCAGUGUGAUUUCUAGCAAUCUCUCAGACUCUAUGCUAAAGCAAAUGAAAGAAAGGUGGACGAAGCUGGACGACAGACGUUCGUACAGGUUUAGAGUAGUGGGAAUCAGUUCAGUUAAUCACCCACGCAAUCCUCACGCCCCAACAAUGCAUUUCAACUACCGUUUCUUCGAGGUAACCGACGUGGAGACGGGUCAAAGCAUAUGGUGGUUUGGUGGGGGCUGUGAUCUGACGCCCUCUUUCCUCUACAAGGAAGAUGUCAAGCAUUUUCAUGGCCGUCUCAAGGCUGCCUGUGAUGCUCACAAUCCCUCCUAUUACCACGACUUCAAGAAGUGGUGUGAUGAGUACUUUUUCAUCAAACAUAGAGGUGAGGCUCGGGGUGUUGGUGGCAUCUUUUUUGAUGAUCUUGAUAGCCCAUCGCAAGAAGAAGUCUUCUCCUUUGUUCGGGAGUGUGCUGUCGCUGUGGCACCAUCCUAUUUUCCAAUCAUUGUGAAACGCAUGACUGUGCCCUACACUGAUAAGGAGAGACAGUGGCAGCUGUUGCGUCGUGGUCGCUAUGUGGAGUUUAAUCUGCUCUACGAUCGGGGCACAAAAUUUGGUCUCUUCACACCGAAUGCCAGAAUUGAGAGCAUCUUUGUCUCCAUGCCUUUGUACGCUAAAUGGGUUUACUGUGAUGAUCCUUCGAAGGAUAAAAGGCAAAUGGAGUUGUUGGACGUGUUGAGGAGACCGAGAGACUGGGCAUAG
Molecule: messenger RNA, 912 nt
Organism: Hydatigera taeniaeformis
Lineage: Eukaryota; Metazoa; Platyhelminthes; Cestoda; Cyclophyllidea; Taeniidae
Source: the annotation of a GenBank genome assembly